Lipotes vexillifer (Yangtze River dolphin) is the source of this 942-nucleotide messenger RNA. RefSeq names its product bone marrow stromal cell antigen 1 (gene BST1). Gene Ontology annotation, cellular component: plasma membrane. Lineage: Eukaryota; Metazoa; Chordata; Mammalia; Artiodactyla; Lipotidae. Gene Ontology annotation, biological process: positive regulation of B cell proliferation. The record is from RefSeq and is a predicted model, not a curated record. Gene Ontology annotation, molecular function: phosphorus-oxygen lyase activity; NAD+ nucleosidase activity, cyclic ADP-ribose generating.
AUGGAAGCCCGGGGGUGCGCGCGGUCCCGGCGGCCGCUGCCGGCGCUGCUGCUGAUCCUGCUGCUGGCGCCGGCCGUGGGUGCUGCAGGCGCUGCGGACGCGCGCUGGAGCGGGCAAGGCACCAUCCCGCACCUGCAGAGCAUCUUCCUGGGCCGCUGCGCGGAGUACAUUGCGGUGCUGAGCCCCGAGCUGCGGGACGAGAACUGCACAGCCAUCUGGGAGCUGGAUAAGGAUAUCUGUUCUGUGCUUCCCUCAGAUCAUGACCUUUUUAUUAACCUCUCCAGGCACUCCAUUCCCAGAGACAAGUCCCUAUUCUGGGAAAACAACCACCUCCUUGUCACCAGCUAUGCGGAGAAUGGCCGCCGCUUUAUGCCACUGUGCAAUGUUCUGUAUGGCAUGGUUGGAGAUUUCUUGAGCUAGUGUCGACAGAAAAAUGCCUCUGGACUCGACUACCAAUCCUGCCCUACAUCUGAAGAUUGUGAAAACAAUCCUGUGGAUUCUUACUGGAAAAAUACAUCCAUCCAGUAUGCAAAGGAUAGUUCUGGGGUGAUCUAUGUCAUGCUGAAUGGUUCAGAGCCAACAGGAGCCUAUCCUGUAAAAGGGUUUUUUGCAGAUUUUGAAAUUCCCCACUUACAGAAGGAUAAAAUCACACAUAUUGAGAUCUGGGUUAUGCACGAAAUCGGGGGAACCAAUGUGGAUAGUUGUGGCUCACGGGCUCUAGAGCGCAGGCUCAGUAGUUGUGGCUUUAAAUAUUACUUCUUUUCAUUUUAUAGACCAGUGAAGCUCUUAAAGUGUGUGCAACACAGCUCUCAUCCUGACUGUGCCUUAAAUUCAGAUGACAGCUAUUUUACCAGCAAAAUGGGCUUAUUUGGCAAUAGCAGAGUAAUUGCAGUUCGGGACAAGCAGGCUAUAGCAAAAGCCAUAGACAAGUCCAAUAAAUGA